UAAACACCUACACUCAGAAACUGAACGUGCCCAGUGGGUUCUCGGUGUCCAGCCCGGAGAAGCGUGGUUGGCUGAUUUCCCCUCUGGGGUCAGACGGGCAGUUUCCUGUUUGGAUGAUGGCGGCCAGCGUCCUGCCGGCUAUCCUCGUCUUCAUCCUCAUCUUCAUGGAGUCGCAGAUCACAGCGCUGAUCGUCAGUAAGAAGGAGAGGAUGCUGGUGAAGGGAACUGGUUUCCACCUGGACCUGCUCAUCAUCGUGGUGGUGGGCGGAGUCUCGGCACUGUUUGGGUUGCCAUGGUUAUCGGCCGCCACCGUUCGCUCCGUCACACACACCAACGCCCUCACUGUCAUGAGCAAAGCCGUUGCCCCUGGCGACAAGCCGCGCAUCCAGGAAGUGAAGGAGCAGAGGGUGACGGGCUUCCUGGUCGCUGUUCUAGUCGGUCUGUCCAUCGUGAUCGGGGAGGUCCUGCGUCAGAUCCCUCUGGCCGUCCUGUUUGGGAUCUUCCUCUAUAUGGGCGUGAUGUCUCUGAACGGGAUCCAGCUCACUGAGCGCCUCAUCCUGCUGCUGAUGCCCCCGAAGUACCACCCCGACCACAACUACGUCCGUAAGGUGCCGACGUUGAGGAUGCACCUGUUCACCGUGGUCCAGCUGACCUGUCUGUCUCUCCUGUGGGUCGUCAUGGCGACGGCGGCGGCGCUGGCGUUCCCCUUCAUGCUGCUGCUGACCAUCCCGGUGAGGAUGCUGCUGCUGCCGCGCCUCUUCAACCGCCGAGAGCUGCAGAGCCUGGACGCUGAUGAUGCCGAGCCUCAGCUGGAGGAGAAGGAGGGGCAGGACGAGUACUCCCAGCUGCAGAUGCCCGUGUGAUUGGUCCAUCCAGCUCCUUCAUUAGCAUAUCUGACCCGUAUCCCGUAGCAACGCUGGGCAGCAGACUGAACACGCUUCUGAAAUCUCGUUUUUAUAAAUCUUUGUAUUUUCUGUUUCUCUGUCUGUCUGAAGAUCACACUAACUGUCUGCUCUGUCUUCCUGAUGACUGUCUAUAUCAUUAA
Perca fluviatilis (European perch) is the source of this 1045-nucleotide messenger RNA. RefSeq names its product anion exchange protein 2-like. Lineage: Eukaryota; Metazoa; Chordata; Actinopteri; Perciformes; Percidae. The coding region runs from base 114 to 863 and encodes 249 amino acids. Gene Ontology annotation, molecular function: solute:inorganic anion antiporter activity. Gene Ontology annotation, cellular component: plasma membrane; apical plasma membrane; basolateral plasma membrane. Gene Ontology annotation, biological process: bicarbonate transport; transmembrane transport; regulation of intracellular pH. The record is from RefSeq and is a predicted model, not a curated record. The transcript has 6 exons.